This is a messenger RNA of Prunus avium (sweet cherry), 726 nucleotides long. The record is from RefSeq and is a predicted model, not a curated record. NCBI's taxonomy places the organism in Eukaryota, Viridiplantae, Streptophyta, Magnoliopsida, Rosales, Rosaceae.
AUCCCAAGAGUUAAACUUGGAAGUCAGGGAUUUGAGGUCUCAAAAUUGGGGUUUGGAUGCAUGGGCCUGAGUGGGGUCUACAACUCUCCUGUCCCUGAGGAGGAUGGUAUCUCCAUAAUAAAACAUGCCUUCAGUAAAGGAAUCACUUUCUUUGACACAGCUGAUGUAUAUGGACCCCACUUGAAUGAAAUUCUUCUUGGCAAGGCUUUGAAGCAGUUGCCAAGGGAAAAAGUUCAAGUGGCCACAAAGUUUGGUAUUACUGGAAGACGUGAUCCUCCUGGAAUUACAGUGAAGGGCACUCCUGAGUAUGUCCGCUCAUGCUGUGAGGCUAGCCUCAAUCGUCUUGGCGUCGACUACAUUGAUCUGUAUUAUCAGCACCGGGUGGACACGACGGUGCCUAUAGAGGAAACCGUAGGUGAGCUCAAGAAACUGGUGGAAGAAGGAAAAGUAAAGUAUAUUGGGUUGUCUGAAGCCAGCCCGGACACAAUAAGGAGGGCACAUGCAGUUCAUCCCAUCACGGCUUUACAAAUUGAGUGGUCCCUCUGGACUCGUGAUAUUGAGGAAGAGCUUAUUCCAGUUUGCAGGGAGCUUGGCAUUGGAAUAGUUCCAUAUAGUCCUCUUGGUCGUGGUUUUUUCGGAGGCAGAGGAGUUGUGGAAAGUGUGGCUCCAAAUAGUUUUGCGGCCAACCAUCCUCGGUUUGUAGGAGAGAACUUAAACAAGAACAAG